AUGCAAAUUAUUUUGAAGACAUCAACGAGUGUGAUGCUGGAACUCCAUGCCUGCACGGUGGUUCCUGCAACAACGUACCUGGUAGCUACUACUGCCUGUGUCCCGCUGAAUAUACCGGAACCAACUGCCAAACAGAGAGAACUCUUCGCCACAGAUGUUGAUGAAUGUUUAAAGACGCCCUGCGUGCAUGACAGUUCGUGCCAGAAUAGAGACGGUGGAUACGAUUGCGUUUGUCCCAGUGGCUUCAUUGGAAAGAAUUGCGAAACAGACAUCGACGAAUGUCUUGCAAAUCCGUGUGUCCAUUCCGAUUUGUGUUCCAACACAGAGGGCAGUUACAUUUGCAACUGCACCAGUGGUUACACAGGAAAAAAUUGCAACAUAGACAUCGACGAAUGCGCCGACACAAGUCUCUGCAAGAAUGGGGCAAAGUGUUUUAACAUCGAUGGCAGUUUCUUCUGCCAGUGCGAAGUUGGCUUCGAAGGAACUUUGUGUUCGGAGGACGUGAAUGAAUGUGAGCUCAGUACAAUAUGUCUUCACAACGGACUGUGUCACAAUACAUACGGUAGUUAUUAUUGCGAAUGCGACGGCAGAUUCAAGGGAUCCAAUUGUCAAACUGACGUCGAUGAAUGUGCGGCCACUCCAGACCUCUGCAAAAAUGAAGCUCCUUGUCAUAAUACAGAAGGCAAUGUGAACGAGUGUGACGACACGCCAUGCCUCCACGCUGGGUUGUGCAAUAAUACAUUCGGUAGUUACAGUUGCGAUUGUACUGCUUUCUACACUGGAAACAAUUGCCAGACUGACGUUGACGAAUGUACAACCAGCAGACCGUGCGUUCAUGCCACAUCUUGUCAGAAUAUUGACGGUGGUUAUAUUUGCCACUGCAGUCAGGGUUUUGAGGGAAUCGAUUGUGAUAAAGAUGUAGACGAGUGUAAAGACAUGACAUUUUGUAAGAACGGAGGUUCGUGCACAAAUAUUGACGGUGGUUUCAUCUGUCACUACGUCGAUGAAUGUCAAAUUGGUGACCCUUGUAAUGGCAGAGGGUCAUGUCUGAAUAAAUAUGGCGGCUACCUGUGCAACUGUGAAAGUGGCUUCACCGGAAAGAACUGCGAAUCGGACAUUAACGAAUGUUUGACCGGCUCGCCCUGUUUUGAGGGAGGAACCUGUGAAAAUACAAUUGGCAGCUACAGGUGUAAAUGUGCCAGUGGUUUCUCCGGUGAAAACUGCAAAUCUGACGUUAACGAAUGCGAUACUAUUGCUGGCCUGUGUAAGAAUGGAGCGUCGUGUGCCAACACAGUUGGGAGUUUCAGCUGUCAGUGUAAUGUUGGUUUCCAGGGUGAUACGUGUGCUUCAGAUGUUGAUGAAUGCAUGCUGUCAGCUCCAUGCUUACACGCUGUCUUUUGUGAGAAUACUAAUGGUUCGUACGUUUGUCACUGCACGACGGGCUUCACGGGCUUCAACUGUGAAAUAGAUAUGGACGAGUGUGUCGACGACGAUCUGUGCAAAAAUGGUGCAAAUUGCACAAACACAUACGGCAGUUUCACGUGCCAAUGCGCUGCUGGCUUCGAAGGACCAACAUAUAUCGACGAGUGUGUGAUAGCUCCCCCGUGCAAUGGUAGAGGGUCAUGUCAGAACACUGAUGGCGGUUACAUAUGCCACUGUAACAGUGCAUAUGAGGGAAAGAACUGUGAAAUAGAUGUAAAUGAAUGUGCGGACAUCAGUUUGUGUAAAAAUGGAGCGUUGUGUAUCAAUACAGUGGGCAGUUACAACUGUCAGUGUUCUCCUGGAUUUAAAGGACCGAAUUGUGCCACAGACAUCGACGAAUGCAUUAGUUUUCCAUGUAACAAUGGAGGCUUGUGCCAAAAUACGAACGGAAGUUACGUUUGCCACUGCACAGCUGGUUUCACUGGAGACAAUUGUAAUUCAGAUAUAAACGAGUGUGCUGACAAUCCAUGCCAACACGGAGGUACGUGUUCCAACUCAUUUGGAAGUUUUUCUUGCUCGUGCACAAGCAGUUUCACUGGUCCUACUUGUGCAUCAGAUGUAAAUGAAUGCCUUCUUGGAAACAAUCCCUGCUUGCACGGAGGGACAUGUCAGAAUUCAUUUGGUAGCUUUGAGUGUCAGUGUCCUAGUGGCUACACAGGAGCCAAGUGCGAAUCCGAUAUAGACGAAUGUUUGGUCGGCAAUGCAUGUCAGCAUGGAGGAACAUGCGUCAACUCGUUUGGUAGUUACACGUGCACAUGCACCAAAGGUUUCACUGGGCCUACUUGCGCCACAGACGAGAAUGAAUGCAACCAGGGCACGCCUUGCCUGCAUGGCGGUACAUGUUACAACACGUUCGGUAGUUUCACGUGCCAGUGUUCCGCCGGCUAUACUGGAACGGUUUGUGAUUCAGAUGUUGACGAAUGCAUGGUUAGCACACCAUGCCAGCAUGGAGGCACAUGCCAAAACUCAUUUGGAAAUUAUUCGUGUCAAUGUACGGCUGGUUACACUGGGCCCGUCUGUCAGACAGACGUCAACGAAUGCGUGCAAGGAACUCCAUGCCAGCACAAUGGAACCUGCCAGAACACAGUUGGUAAUUACACGUGCCAAUGUCCAAGUACUUACACCGGGCCAAACUGUCAGAUAGAUGUCAACGAAUGUCAAACUGACUCUCCUUGCAAAAACGGGGCAACCUGCUUAAACAAUGACGGCGGUUACACGUGCACAUGUACAGCUGGGUUCACUGGCCUUACAUGUCAAACAGACAUCAACGAGUGCAGGGCUGGAACUCCUUGUAAAAAUGGCGCUACUUGCGUAAAUACGGUUGGAAGUUAUGCGUGCCAGUGUAGGAGUGGCUUCUCUGGACCAACCUGCCAAUCAGAAUCCAAUAAUAAUGGUUAG
Messenger RNA from Helobdella robusta, 2880 nucleotides. RefSeq lists its product as hypothetical. Bases 1 to 2880 code for a protein of 959 amino acids. Gene Ontology annotation, molecular function: calcium ion binding. The transcript has 26 exons. Gene Ontology annotation, cellular component: protein-containing complex; plasma membrane. The record is from RefSeq and is a predicted model, not a curated record. Gene Ontology annotation, biological process: establishment or maintenance of epithelial cell apical/basal polarity; heterophilic cell-cell adhesion. NCBI's taxonomy places the organism in Eukaryota, Metazoa, Annelida, Clitellata, Rhynchobdellida, Glossiphoniidae.